Lathyrus oleraceus (garden pea) is the source of this 558-nucleotide messenger RNA. RefSeq lists its product as uncharacterized. The record is from RefSeq and is a predicted model, not a curated record. The transcript has a single exon. NCBI's taxonomy places the organism in Eukaryota, Viridiplantae, Streptophyta, Magnoliopsida, Fabales, Fabaceae. Bases 1 to 558 code for a protein of 185 amino acids.
AUGAAGAGUCCUCCAAUGCAACAUGUAUUGAAUCCACACACUCGUACAAAGAAAUACAAAGAGAGGAAAUAUGCAAGGUUUCAGGAUAUUUUCAAAGGAUUACAAAUCAAUAUUCCAUUUUAUGAAGCCUUGGAACAGAUGUCGACAUAUGUCAAAUUCAUGAAGGAAAUUCUUGCAAAGAAAAUAAGGUACGCAGAUGAAGAAACAAUUCAUUUAGAUGCUAGCUACAAUGCCAUUAUUCAGAGAACCCUUCCGCAGAAAGAAAAAGAUCCUGGAAGAGUUACAUUAUCUAUUACCAUAGGAAACGUAAAUGUUGGAAAAACAUUGAUUGAUCUCGAUGCCAUCAUAAAUCUUAUACUAUUAUUGGUGGUUAAGUGGAUAGUCGAUCUUGACAUGAAACAUACAAAUAUGACAUUACAACUAGCAGAAAAAUCCAUCACACGUCCGUCAGGAAUAAUAGAAGACGUUUUAGUUAAAGUUGACAAAUUCAUGCUCCUUAUAGAUUUUAUGGUGAUAAAUAUUGAAUCAAAUGUUGAAGUUCCUCUAAUUUUAGGUUGA